Molecule: messenger RNA, 2110 nt
Organism: Sinocyclocheilus anshuiensis
Lineage: Eukaryota; Metazoa; Chordata; Actinopteri; Cypriniformes; Cyprinidae
Product: epsin-3
Exons: 9
Coding region: 231-2054 (607 amino acids)
Biological process (GO): endocytosis
Cellular component (GO): endosome; plasma membrane; clathrin vesicle coat
Molecular function (GO): clathrin binding; phospholipid binding
Source: RefSeq, a predicted model, not a curated record
UGUGCGCGUGUGUAGAUGGCUCAUCUCAGCCACAUCACUAGAAACACUGCAGCAUCCGCGCGAUUAUUCUCGCACACAUCGACGGCAGUACUGUCGGAUCUCCCCGUGUUUCUCCUGUCGCUCUCUGGGUCGUGGAUCGGUGUCGGUGUAUUGGAUCGCAGCUGCUCAGUGAGAUGCUGCAGCUCUGACCGUCUGGGAUCCGCCCCCUCGCUCACACUCUCGCUGUCGCCAUGACGACCUCGGCCCUGCGGCGGCAGGUGAAGAACCUCGUGCACAACUACUCAGACGCGGAGAUCAAGGUGCGCGAGGCGACCUCUAAUGACCCCUGGGGCCCGUCCAGCUCGCUGAUGUCCGAGAUCGCCGAGCUGACCUUCAGCGUGGUGGCCUUCAGCGAGGUCAUGGCCAUGGUGUGGAAGCGCCUCAACGACCACGGCAAGAACUGGAGACACGUCUACAAGGCGCUGACGCUGCUGGACUAUCUGGCUAAGAUGGGCUCGGAGCGCGUGGCCCAGCAGUGCCGCGAGAACGCCUUCACCAUCCAGACGCUGCGGGACUUCCAGUAUGUGGACCGGGAUGGGCGUGACCAGGGCGUGAACGUGCGCGAGAAAGCCAAGCAGCUGGUGGCUCUGCUGCGGGACGAGGAGCGUCUGAGGCAGGAGCGGGCGCAGGCACUCAAGACCAAAGAGAGGAUGAUGGCUUACCCCAGCAGACGCAGCAGCCAGCCCAGCAUGAACGCUCUGUACGGAGAGGAUUCCAGAGGAUCGCCCACCUCCUUCAACUGUAACACUCUCAUUCAUAUUACUACUAACCCAGAACUGAUGAGCUUUCACUUUCAGGUUGUGUUUAUCCAGCAUUUGCAGGCUGUCAACCCAUCGGUAUUUCUCCUGCAGUGUUGUCUGUGGAUGUCCUGUGAAUGUCACGGAGCUUAUGAACCUCCUGCUCUUUUCAUCCUAAUUAAUCCUUGCACUAACGAACAGCAUCGGCUUCAGCUUCUGGUGCUGAGCUUGUUUUGUCUCCUGAAGGAGCAGUGCAGCCAUCAGGGGGACGACGCUCCUCUGCAGGAGACUCUGGAGGAGAGUAAGGGCGAGCGAGACCCGCGGCCUUCAGAGUCGGUCAUGAUCGAUCUGGUGGAUAUAUUCGGUCCCACGCCUGCCGCGCAGGUCAGCGACGACCCCUGGGACGCCCCGCCCACCUGCUCCGUGAACUCUGACCCCUGGGAGUCUGUCGCUGUAGUUAAGUCUAGUAACCCGGUGGCUGAUAGUCCCUGGACGGCCCGCUCUUCCUCCAGUAGCCCCGCCCACCCAUGGGGAACCCACCAAUCACCUCCUGACCCCUGGGAUGCCCUGCCUUCAAACUCCACCUCUAACAUAGAUGAAAAAGCCUGGAGGAGCCCAGCGCGACCAGUGUCGAGUGUGAAGGACCCAUUUACUAUUCCAGAGGAGGAGGAGCUUAGAGUGGAGGGGGAGGAGCCUAUAGUGGAGCAGGCGGAGCCAAACCGAGUGUUCAGUCCUCGCUGUGAGAGUCCUGCAGAUGCUGAUCAGUUCGGCGAGUUGGUGGUGGGUGUUCAAGUGAACGGACGGGGGAAUGACAGUCCAGAGACCUUUGACCUCUCUCGUCUUGGGCCUCCUCUGGACGCAGUGAGCCCUAGACAGUGCCGGACCCCUGAGGCGUUCCUCGACCCCACUGCUGCCUCCCUCGUCAACCUGGACACGCUCAUUCCCACCAACCCACCGGUCAAGAGCAAAAACCCCUUCCUGUCAGGUCUGAGCACACCAUCUCCCACAAACCCCUUCCACUGUGAGCAGCCCAGACUGACUCUGAAUCAGAUGCGUCCUCACUCCACGUCGCCGCUGCCGGCUCACGCUCUGUCCUACAGUGCCUCCCUCCCUCUGCCUGUCCUGCAGCAGAACCCCCAGACUCUGCCCUCGUCCUUCACACAGCCGCCCCACGGCCUGCUGGACCUGCCCAGCAACCUGCCGCAGCCACUGCUGCCCCUCACACCCUCCACCCGACAAACACAGCACCCCGGCCAAAGCCACAACCCCUUCCUCUGAGGAACCGCAGUUUCCUCUGAAACUGGAUUGCAGCAAUUCGGUUUCAGUGUGAACUG